Amborella trichopoda is the source of this 2622-nucleotide messenger RNA. It is a transcript of the gene ATATH8, whose product is annotated as Protein kinase superfamily protein. The record is from RefSeq and is a predicted model, not a curated record. Gene Ontology annotation, biological process: protein phosphorylation. Gene Ontology annotation, molecular function: protein kinase activity; ATP binding. NCBI's taxonomy places the organism in Eukaryota, Viridiplantae, Streptophyta, Magnoliopsida, Amborellales, Amborellaceae.
AUGCUCCAAAUCAUUAAAAAUGACGCUCAGUGUUUGAAGAAAGGGUUGGAUUUGGUGGCGAGCAAACUCCCUCUCCCUAACCCUAACCCUAAUCCUAACCUCCUCAACCAUGUCGAGGACGCUAUAUGGCUUCGCAAUUUCGAGGAUCCAUCUCUUAAAGCCCCUCUACCUCCUCUCCUAUGGCCCCAGCCUUGGUACUCAGGACUCACUGGUCUGGAGUUAUUGCUUGCUGAUCUUAAAGCUUUGGGGGAAUAUGCUGAUUAUUUAAGACAUGCUUCCAGAAUAUGGCAUAUUCCCCUCCCAGAAACCUAUGAUCCAGAGCUGGUAGCUGACUAUUUUAGCUGCAGGCUUCAUGUCCUAAUCUUCCGAGUAAUUGAGGUAUUUUUUUCAUUUGCAUCUGCCGCAAUCAAAAUGAGAACCUCGGCAAUUUUUAAAUCACGUGGAUCUCGCAUGGAGCCAAAUGAUGGAAGAAAUCAAUCACAAUAUUACAUGGGGACCUUAUUGAAAGAAGCGAUGCUAAAUCUUGGACCAACUUUUGUGAAAGUUGGGCAAUCACUUUCAACCAGGCCAGACAUAAUUGGUUCUGAAAUUUGCAAGGUAUUGUCUGAGCUGCAUGAGCAAAUUCCUCCUUUUUCUAGGAUCAUGGCCAUGAAGAUUAUUGAGGAAGAAUUAGGCUCUCCUGUGGACAGUGUUUUUAAUUUCAUUUCUGAAGAAGCUGUUGCUGCUGCUUCAUUUGGUCAGGUCUAUCGUGCCUGUACUUUAGAUGGUUCGACUGUUGCUGUAAAAGUUCAACGGCCUAGAUUGAAUCAUGUUGUACUGCGAGAUGUCUACCUUCUCCGCCUUGGUUUAGGGUUAUUGAGGAAAGUGGCAAAAAGAAAGAGUGAUCUUUGUUUAUAUGCUGACGAGAUUGGGAAAGGCUUACUUGGGGAGUUGGACUACACUCUAGAGGCUGCAAAUGCCACUGAAUUCCGGGAGGUUCACGCUCGAUUCCCAUUCAUGGCAGUUCCAAAAGUGUUCACCAACUUGAGUGGAAAGAGAGUCAUAACAAUGGAAUGGUUGGCUGGCGAAAAACCUAAUGAGCUACUUUUAUUAUCUCAAGGCUUGAACUAUCAGAGUGUUGGGAAUUUAGAGCAACAGCAGCUAGAGGCUAGAAAAUGUCUCUUUGAUCUGGUUAACAAAGGAGUGGAGGCAUCACUUGUUCAACUUCUGGAGACAGGCUUGUUGCAUGCUGAUCCACACCCUGGAAAUCUGCGAUACACACGUGCCGGACAAAUUGGGUUUCUUGAUUUUGGUCUGCUUUGUCAGAUGGAGAAAAGGCAUCAGCUUGCAAUGCUUGCUUCGAUCGUUCACAUUGUAAAUGGGGACUGGUCUGAAUUUGUGCGUGAUCUAUUUCAAAUGGACAUCAUAAGGCCAGGAACAAAUGUCCAAGUUGUCACCAUGGAACUGGAAGAUUCCUUAGGUGAGGUAGUCUGGAAGGAUGGACUGCCUGACAUCAAGUUCAGUCGGGUUCUGGGGACAAUCUUGUCAAUUGCUUUCGAAUAUCAAUUCCGUAUGCCUCCAUACUACACAUUGGUCUUGCGUUCGAUUGCUUCAUUGGAAGGAUUGGCUGUGGCUGUAGAUCCAACUUUUAAGACAUUCCAAGCUGCAUAUCCAUAUGUUGUUCAAAAACUCCUUACGGAUAAUUCAGUUUCUAUGAGGAGAAUCUUACACUCGGUGGUUUUCAAUGCACGGAAGGAACUUCAAUGGAAGAAACUGGCAUUGUUCGUGAAAAUAGGUGCAACUAAAUAUAGGAAAAGCAAUGGUUUGAUCACUACUACUGAUGGUGAUACUUCUAUCAACCUUGCUGUUAUUGGACAAAGCAAUAUUUUCCAAGUUGCAAAUCUCAUUCUGAAGCUUUUACCCUCUAAAGACGGCAUGGUUUUGAGAAGGCUAUUAAUGACUGCGGAUACAGGAUCACUAGUAAGAGCUCUAGUUUCCAAGGAGGCGGCCCCCUUCCGGCAUCAAUUUGGCAUGGUCCUUGCUGAUGUGAUUUAUGAGUGGGCAUUUGCUGCUUGUCAGCCUCACAUGGUUAGCCAAAACUUGCAGAUGGAUGAGUCUCUCAGAGUGCAAUUGCCUAUAUAUCAGGCUUGUCUUAGAGACCGCCGGCUAAAACUGAUCUUUAAAAAGGGACUGAAUAAUUUGAGAAGAGACCCAUUCUUGAUGAUUAGGUUUGGUUGGGUUGCCAGCAUGGUGGUUUGCUCAGCUUUUGCUCAAGCUUGUCAUCGGCUUCUGGUCUCUUGGUCCAUGAGAUAUGCUGCCCCAGUAACUUUUGCCCAGAGGCAAUUUGCUGUGGGUACAUAGAUUUUGUUGGUUUCUCUCUCUCUCACUUCUAAUAAAAGAGGCCUUUUUUUCAUGGUGUUUAUCUCUUCCUGCAAAACAAGCCCUCUUAGCUUACCUACCAUAGGAAGCAUCCAAUGCUAACCCAUAUGUAAUAUCAUGGCUAAUGUAAGAUGUUCUGGUAUCCGGUCGUCAUAGGGUACUUCAAAAAUUUUCUAUAAAGAGUUUCAUGUAUAUGAGUAGUGAGUUCCAUAUAUGUAUGUAUUUGGCUUGUUUAGGGAAUGGCUAUUGAUGGAUUGAAAUCCC